This is a messenger RNA of Hyla sarda, 1854 nucleotides long. It is a transcript of the gene RYBP, whose product is annotated as RING1 and YY1 binding protein. The transcript is spliced from 5 exons. Gene Ontology annotation, molecular function: DNA binding; transcription coregulator activity. The record is from RefSeq and is a predicted model, not a curated record. NCBI's taxonomy places the organism in Eukaryota, Metazoa, Chordata, Amphibia, Anura, Hylidae. Gene Ontology annotation, biological process: positive regulation of DNA-templated transcription. Gene Ontology annotation, cellular component: nucleus. The coding region runs from base 244 to 1278 and encodes 344 amino acids.
CGGCGAAGGAGAGAGAGCACGGCUGGGGCUGCUCCCGGACCCACCGAGGAGGACCAGCCAGCCUGCCGGCCCCCUCCCCCCGACCACACCAUACCUUCACAGCUAUACCCGCUCACCCCCAAUCCAUCCACCCCCCCUCUCGGACCCUCCCUCUAAAUCCCUAUUUAUUUAUAGGUGUUGGGGGGUUCCCUGCAGAACACAAGAGGGGGGAGGGUGCACCAGGCGUGCAGGAUUUUUACCUUCAUGAUUAUGGGCGACAAGAAGAGCCCGACCAGGCCAAAACGGCAAGCUAAGCCUUCAGCGGAUGAGGGAUAUUGGGAUUGUAGUGUGUGCACUUUUAGGAACAGUGCAGAAGCCUUUAAAUGCAGUAUAUGCGAUGUCCGGAAAGGAACGUCCACAAGGAAGCCUAGAAUAAACUCCCAGCUAGUGGCGCAGCAAGUUGCUCAGCAGUAUGCCACCCCACCGCCUCCGAAGAAGGAGAAAAAAGAGAAGAUUGAAAAACCUGAAAAGGAAAAAACGGAUCGAGAAAAACUAGAAAAGGAAAAACCUGAAAAGGAUAAGCUGGACAGAGAGAAACUGGACAGAGAAAAAAUGGACAGGGAUAAGCUGGACAGAGAGAAACUGGACAGAGAGAAACUGGACCGGGAUAAGCUGGACAGAGAAAAAAUGGAAAAGCUAGACCGCGAAAGAUUAGACCGCGAGAAAAUAGAUAGGGAAAAAAUGGACCGGGAGAAACUGGACCGUGAAAGGCUAGAUCGGGAAAAAUUGGACAAGGAAAAGAUGGACAGAGAAAAGACUGAGAAGGAUAAGACUGAUAAAGAGAAACCUGAAAAAGAGCAGAAAGUUGAAAGAGAGAGGCAUGAAAAGGAAAAACCAGAGCGGGAGAUUAGUACAAGUGUUGUCAAGAAGACAUCUUACAAAAAGACACGACCAAAGCCAGAUAUACACAGAAACCCUGAAAAUGAAAUGAACAGUAUUCAGUCUGCAAAUGCAACAAAGAUCAGUAACUUUAACCACACUUCAAGGCCCAGGCUGAAGAACGUGGACAGAAGUACUGCACAGCAGCUCGCAGUAACUGUGGGAAACGUGACCGUAAUAAUCACAGACUUUAAAGAAAAGACUCGUUCUUCUUCCACCUCAUCCUCCACAGUCACCUCCAGUGCGGGCUCGGAACAGCAGAACCAGAGCGGCUCUGGCUCAGAAUUCACAGACAAGGGUUCCUCCCGUUCCUCAACCCCUAAAGGCGACAUGUCCGUUGUGAAUGACGAGUCAUUCUGAAAGGAACACAAAAUAUUGCACAUACAUUGGGCAGAAGAGACUCCGAAUCGUGGUCAGGAAUUCCCAGACACCCGCCUGCCUCGUCUCUUUAUAUUCUUGGAUUAUAAUAUUAUUAUUUUUAUUUUAUUUUAUUUUUUCCAGACUGAACUCAUUUGGUUUGUUCCUUUCUCGGACCCUAACAAUUGCUCCACCCAGGACCAUUUCUGCUCGACAUGGGAACCUGCAAACUAUUGUACCGUCAAGAAUGCCCCUUAACAACUGCGUAUUCCAUGAUUUUUUUAGCAUUUCCCCAGCAAUCAUUUGUAAUUGGAUGUGCACCUAAAUCUCUACUUUUUAUACAGAUCUACUGUUUUUUUUCCUAUUUUUAUUAUUUUUGUUUAUUUUGGAAUUUAUUUAUUGCAUUGACAACUCCUUUAUUUGCUUUUGCCGAGCCCUCACUUUAUUCCCGCCCCCCCAUGUGUUUUGCCUUCCCCCAGCUCCUUUCCUGUAAUACAGCAUAUUAUCAAUUUUUAUACAUCAAUAUAUAUAUAUAAAGUAUAUAUAUAUAAAUAUAUAUAAAUAAAUGGUUAUUUAAAA